Molecule: messenger RNA, 1083 nt
Organism: Megalops cyprinoides (Indo-Pacific tarpon)
Lineage: Eukaryota; Metazoa; Chordata; Actinopteri; Elopiformes; Megalopidae
Product: E3 ubiquitin-protein ligase TRIM39
Exons: 6
Coding region: 1-1083 (360 amino acids)
Molecular function (GO): protein binding
Source: RefSeq, a predicted model, not a curated record
AUGAAGUCAGAAAGCCGGGAACCACUCAUCAAACACCAGGAGUAUCUGCAGAGGCAGCGGGAUGCUGUGGCGUACAGGAUGAGCCGGCUGACGGCGAAGCAAGCCGACAUCACCAAGCGGUCAGCGGCGCUGCAGGAGAGGAUCAAGCGGAAGCAUGCGGAGAUGGUGCGGGUGCUGGAGGAGGACCUGCGCCUCACCCUGCUGCAGCUGGACCUGGAGGCCCAGGCCGCGCUCGGCCUGCUGGAGGACCACAUCGAGAGCUGCUACCUGCUGUCGCAGAACAUCGCCGCAGAGCUGUCCCGGCUGGGCGUGCAGCUAGAGCAGCCCGUGCCGCAGCCCGCCGAGCAGAAUGCUGAGACUGAGCGGAGGGUAGUGGAGGUGCUGAAGGCGAGUGAUCCUGACCAGGUUCACCUGGACGAGUUUAAGGCCGACCAGCUGCUGGCACUGACCAACAACCUCCUGCUGUUUAUUCGCUCUCAGACCCCCACCUCCAGGAAACUCCUCCAGAGCUACGCCACGGAGGUGGAGCUGGACCCCGACACGGCUCACCCGCAGCUGGUGAUCUCACCUGACGGCAGGUGUGCCACCUUCACCGACACCUGGCAGGAGCUGCCCGACAGCCCCGCCCGCUUCGACACCACCCUCAACGUGAUUGGCCAGCCGACCUUCCUCCAGGGCCGGCACUACUGGGAGGUGGAGGUGGGGGGGAAGACAUACUGGGAGGUGGGCCUUACGUAUCCCGGCAUCCCCCGCAAGGGGCGCGAGGAGGACUGCUGGCUGGGGCGGGGCACCGAGUCCUGGUGCGUGGAGUUCUUUGACGGGGAGUAUACCGCCUGGCACGGGGGUGUGGCCCGCUCGCUACCUGUCACCGGACGCUUCCAGCGAAUCGGGAUCUUCUGCAGUGUCCCCGGAGGUGUGGUCUCUUUCCUGGGUGUCGACAACAUGACCCCGCUCUUCACCUUCUGCGCUGGGACCUUUGCGGACGCCCUGCACCCGGCUGUGUGCCCUGGGCAUGACCAUGCGGGCACCAACGCCACGCCCAUACGCAUCUGCGACGCCUCCAAGUCUGGCCCCAUGCUGUGA